AUGGUGCUGCUGAGCCCUUCAAUCAAAGCCCUUAAAAAAUUAUUAGGGAUCUGUGAGAGGUAUGCAGUGGCUCAUGGCCUUAGGUAUAAUCCCGAAAAGAGCGAAAUGCUUAUAUUUAAAGCAGGUAAUAAAUGUUAUCCCACAGUACCGUCGGUAACAAUAAGUGGCACUUCGCUUAAAAUAGUAACAAAGUUCAAGUACUUGGGGCAUUGGGUAAAUGCUGACCAGAGCGAUGAUAUGGACAUGGAACGGGAACGUAGGGCGCUGGCGGUCAGAAGUAACAUGCUUAUCCGCAGGUUUGCAAAGUGCACAAAUGAAGUUAAAAUAACUCUAUUCAGAGCAUACUGUCAAUCUUUUUACACUUGCAGCCUGUGGAUUAAAUAUACUAAGAAGGCCUACAGCGUUCUGCGUGUCCAGUAUAAUAAUGCGUUUAGGGCGCUGUUGGGGCUCCCGCGACACUGCAGUGCCUCGGGGAUGUUCGCAGAGGAGCAUACAGAUGGCUUUUAUGCAAUUAUGCGUAAGCGUGUGGCAUCUCUGUGGAGGCGGAUACGCGCGAGCACAAACAGCAUCCUGCGUACAGUUGCGGACCGGUUUGACGGAUCCAUAAUAAAAGAUUGGAUCACCAUGCAUGUUAUGCCGUCGGACCGAGCCGCUAAAUAA
Messenger RNA from Melitaea cinxia (Glanville fritillary), 660 nucleotides. RefSeq lists its product as uncharacterized. The transcript has a single exon. Bases 1 to 660 code for a protein of 219 amino acids. NCBI's taxonomy places the organism in Eukaryota, Metazoa, Arthropoda, Insecta, Lepidoptera, Nymphalidae. The record is from RefSeq and is a predicted model, not a curated record.